Messenger RNA from Gadus morhua (Atlantic cod), 1935 nucleotides. RefSeq names its product cytochrome P450 27C1. Gene Ontology annotation, cellular component: mitochondrial inner membrane. The record is from RefSeq and is a predicted model, not a curated record. The coding region runs from base 182 to 1780 and encodes 532 amino acids. The transcript is spliced from 9 exons. NCBI's taxonomy places the organism in Eukaryota, Metazoa, Chordata, Actinopteri, Gadiformes, Gadidae. Gene Ontology annotation, biological process: cholesterol metabolic process; cellular response to peptide hormone stimulus; C21-steroid hormone biosynthetic process. Gene Ontology annotation, molecular function: monooxygenase activity; oxidoreductase activity, acting on paired donors, with incorporation or reduction of molecular oxygen; iron ion binding.
AGAGCAGCAGGGCGGUAGUAAAUAGACGGUGCGCUAGUAUGAGAGGAGAUAAAGAUCACUACUCUUAUGAAAUACUUAUUAUAAAACAGGCCAUUAUUCACAGUGGAACCUUCAGUUGGCUCACUAGUUUUGCUUUUGAGACUAAGCGGACUGUCUCCCAAAAGACACAUUUUACCUAACGAUGAUGCAUUUACGCACGAGACGUUUGGUUAGUGAAAGGCAUUACUUUUCUUUACGCGCGUUGCACAAGUCUGCAUCCAGCGAUGCGCCCCCGAUCACCGUGGCCAGGGAGGAGACCCUUCGCCCGGGUCUGAUCCGACCGGAGACCCUGGAAGAUGUGUCCCGUGUGAAGACUCUCAAGGAGAUGCCCGGACCCAGCACGUUUGGAAAUCUGGUGGAGUUCUUCUUUCGCGACGGUUUUAGCAGAAUCCACGAGAUCCAGAUGGAGCACCGUCAGAAGUACGGAAAGAUUUUCAAGUCCCGCUUCGGCCCCCAGCUGGUGGUGUCCAUCGCUGACCGUGACUUGGUGGCCCAGGUGCUGCGGGCCGAGGGAGCCACCCCCCAGAGGGCAAACAUGGAGUCCUGGAAGGAGUACCGUGACCUAAGGGGCCGCUCAACCGCUCUCAUCUCUGCGGAGGGUGAGGAAUGGCUGAAGAUGCGUAGUGUGUUGCGGCAGCUGAUCAUGCGACCGCAGGACGUGGCCGUGUUCUCAGAGGAUGUGAACCUUGUGGUGGACGACCUGGUUAAGAGGGUCGGCUCCCUACGCAGCCGAUCAUCUGACGGGGAGUCUGUGGUCAACAUCAAUGACCUGUUCUUCCAGUACGCCAUGGAGGGAAUGGCCUCCAUCCUGUAUGAAACUCGUCUGGGCUGUCUGGAGGAGGAGGUGCCAAAAGAUACGCAGGACUACAUCGCUGCUCUGCACCUCAUGUUCAGCUCCUUCAAGACCACCAUGUACGCCGGGGCCAUCCCAAAGUGGCUCCGGCCUGUCCUACCCGGGCCCUGGGAGGACUUCUGCAGCUCCUGGGACGGCCUUUUCAACUUCAGUCAAGUCCAUGUCAGUAAGAGGUUGGAGGAGGUCAGAGGUCAGACAGAGCGGGGGGAGGAGGUGAAGGGGGGUCUACUCACCCACAUGCUGGUUACCAUGGAGAUGAGCCUGGAGGAGAUCUAUGCCAACGCGACGGAGAUGCUGCUGGCAGGCGUCGACACGACAUCGUUCACCCUGACCUGGGCGGUCUACAUGCUGGCUCUGAACAAGGAGGUGCAGCAGGAGAUCUACGAGGAGGUGCUGGGGGUCCUGGGGCCGGAGGAGACCCCCACCGCCGACCACGUUACUCGCCUCCCCCUCGUCCGAGGCCUCGUUAAGGAGACGCUCAGGCUGUUUCCAGUUCUCCCCGGCAACGGGCGGGUUACCCAGGAUGACUUGGUGGUGGGAGGAUACUACCUACCUAAAGGGACCCAGCUGGCUCUUUGUCACUACUCCACAUCUAUGGAGGAGGAGAACUUCCCGGACGCCGGAGACUUCCGUCCGGCACGCUGGGUCCGAAAGGACAACACGGACCGCGUGGACAACUUUGGCUCCAUCCCGUUCGGCUACGGCCUCCGCAGCUGCAUCGGCCGCAGGGUAGCGGAGCUUGAGAUGCACUUAGCCCUUGCAAGGCUGAUCCAGAAGUUCAACAUCGACGUGUCCCCACUUCUCUCCUCGGAGGUCAAAGCCAAGACCCAUGGUCUGCUGUGUCCCGCGGCGCCCGUACACAUCCGGUUCAGAGACAGAGACUCCUAGACACGCUGGAGACAGAGAUAGAUACCUAAAGACAGACACCAUAGACCUAGACCACCUAAAGACAUAGACCCCUUUAGACAUAGUGCAACUAGACCCACUACCACCUUACAGACAUAAACCCCUUCUAGGCAGACCAAAUAAACCCCCUACACCCC